UUUGUGUGUAUUUUACGAUUAGUCAAACUAUUGUUUAUUACCGAAAUAUCAUUUGAAGUGUUUGUGCAUUAAUUGUUCGUGGUUCAUUAAGAAAUUUUUGAAGCGCUGCCAACAUUGAAACAUGCUGACAAAGCCACUCGAGCAGAGAGGAACAUGAGACCAAAUUUGUAAGACGACACCGAAAUGGCACUUAGAAAAGAAUCCUUGGCCAUAAUCACGAUGUUGAUCAUAUGCAAUUACGUCCUAAGUUCAAACUUCGAUUCGAUACCAGAGAGCAUCAGAGUAAGAAGGUCCGCCGAUAACACCACUUCGAGGAGUAGCCUAAAAAAUUUAAACGAGACAAUGAAACAAAGCAAUAAUGAAACUGAAUUUGGAAGGCUUCUAGAUGCAACCGAAAUGACAACUGAAUAUGAUAAUUUCACUGAAGAGCCCUGCGUUGGCGACCGUGCCUUCUGCAAUUUGACCAGAGAGGAGUACAUGGAGAUGCUGAAUGAUUACGUGUUCCCUCAGCCCUACGAAUGGGUACUCAUAGCUACUCACGCCAUAGUAUUUGUGAUCGGGCUGAUAGGGAAUGCGCUUGUUUGCAUAGCGGUGUAUAGAAAUCAUUCCAUGAGAACUGUCACGAAUUAUUUCAUCGUGAAUCUGGCUGUGGCCGAUUUUAUGGUGAUAUUGAUAUGCCUGCCGCCGACUGUGCUCUGGGACGUCACCGAAACCUGGUUCUUUGGGACAGCCAUGUGCAGGAUCGUCCUGUAUUUUCAGUCAGUGUCAGUGACGGUGUCAGUUCUAACGCUGACGUUCAUCUCUGUGGACCGCUGGUACGCUAUCUGCUUCCCGCUGAAGUUCAAGUCGACCACGGGCCGCGCCAAGACCGCUAUACUGAUUAUAUGGCUUCUAUCUCUACUAUUCAAUAUACCGGAAUUCGUCGUGCUUCAAGUGCAAACGAAGAUGCAGCUGCGCUUCAACGUGCAAUACUUCAUGCAGUGCGCCUCCACUUGGUCUGAUGAAAGCGAUCUGACUUGGCACAUCAUCAAGGCACUGUUUCUGUAUACAUUCCCGCUAUUGCUGAUGACGAUCGCCUACUGCCAAAUCGUACGAGUGCUUUGGAGAUCAGACAACAUUCCUGGCCACACUGAAUCCCACAAGUUGUGCAGCACGCAAACAGGGCAGAGCAAUUGGCUAGCGGCAUCUCGACGCACAACGCCAUCGAUCCACACGAACGCCUCCACCGAGGGUCAGCUUCGGUCACGGCGGAAGGCCGCCAAGAUGCUGGUGGCUGUGGUAGCGAUGUUCGCUGUUUGUUACUUCCCGGUACACCUCCUCUCUGUAUUAAGGGUCGCUUUUGACGUGCAACAAACAGACGUGAUGACCUGCAUCGCUCUGAUAUCACACGUGAUGUGCUACGCGAACUCCGCCGUCAACCCGCUGAUUUACAACUUCAUGAGCGGGAAAUUCCGUCGCGAAUUCCACAGAUCGUACUUCAAAUGUUUCUGCUGCUGUCACACCACGCCGGCGCCAGAACAGAAUGGGGCUUCGUUUGAGCCAAUCGGCAGUUCUAGAGCUCGGACCAUCCGCACCACGGUCCGACGGCACGACUCCUGCGUCAGCUAUCGACUCGCCCAUCUGUCACCGUCGAACCACAACAUUCACCGGGACUACAUUCAAAAUACGAACACGUCUUUUAUCGAGCCAAUGAACGGAAAUCGCAGGUCUAAAAUCAGGGACGAAUCGAUCAGCGACACCGCGACACGUUUCACGGUGACCACCGAUAUCCCUUGUAAAGAUUGACAGAAGGACAUACUCGUCUGCGACAUAAGGAAGAACGGAGUCGAGAACUAUAUAGCGAGGAGCACGAAUAGCAUCGAUUGUAAACCUUACUAUGAUUGCUUUAAGAGUCACGGUGAAGCUACGGAGGAAAGACACAGCGAUUGCUAUGAUUACAGAGCGACCGAUAGUGAUUUGUUUACGGUCGACGACUGUAAGGAUCCGAAAUUUAAAUUUAAUCGCAGUUUGAACAGUUGUCAAAUUAAGAACAAGAAGAAAUUUAAUGUGGCGUUCUGAUUUUUCGAUUCUGUUUUCUAGUUUCGAGAUGAAAUCGAAACGUCUGUGUAAAUAAAUCUGGCUAGUGUAAUUAAAAAAGUGCGUGCGUAUAAAGUACACA
Bombyx mandarina (wild silkworm) is the source of this 2158-nucleotide messenger RNA. RefSeq names its product neuropeptide receptor A5 (gene NGR-A5). Gene Ontology annotation, biological process: G protein-coupled receptor signaling pathway; feeding behavior. Gene Ontology annotation, cellular component: plasma membrane. Gene Ontology annotation, molecular function: orexin receptor activity. The record is from RefSeq and is a predicted model, not a curated record. Lineage: Eukaryota; Metazoa; Arthropoda; Insecta; Lepidoptera; Bombycidae.